AUGUCCUACUCUGGCGGCGGUGGUGGCACACUCACCGUGCCGAGCCCGACCCACGUUCAUCACGUUGACGUCCUGGCUACCUCUGUCAGGAGUCUGAGGCGAUCUCUUUCACGAUCACCAUCAAGAUUCAACCUCGCUCGCACCAACCCGCACCCGCACCCGCACGGGUCGGAUUCCCCAAACAACUCCCACUCACCCGUGGAUCGGUCACCUUGCCGCCGAUACAGCCCUAGCAUGUCCACAAGGAGCCAGACUCCAUCACAGCAGCCGGCCACGACUACACCCCCAUCCAACUUCGUGUCUACAACUCCCCAACACCCACCUCCCACCGCGUCUUCUAUUUUCUCACCCAAUGUCAAGCUCUCGCUGCGCUCCGCGAAAAAGCAAUCUUCGACACCUCCCCGGCCGUUCUCGAGGCUGAGAGCAUCCCCGAAGUCGCCCCUCAAGCGUACCCUGAGUGUCACCAACGAGACAGACAUUCCGGGUUCUAUGCCAGGUCCUGACUCACCCGGCCAGGAGAACAGUAGCAGCAACAGCAACAACAUUUCCACCACGCCACGAAGCCCGCUUCCCAGGAGUUCCAUUCCAAGGAGACCGCUGGAAAAGUCAUCCCGCCACAGCCUUCACCUCGACGUCUCCGGCUCUGUGCAUCAAAACAUCUUCAGAGCCAUGGACAAUUCUGAACUGCCGCCAGGAACGGCUGGUUCGGGCGCAUUGAAGCGCAGCGACGCUAUCAUGGAUCUCGACCAGCCGAAUGUCAGCAGUCCCGUUGCUAAACGACGCAGUCUGCACGGAAUUGCGAGCUUCGGAUAUACCGAGACGGGCGCGAAUAUUUUUGGGGGGUCGACACCCGUCCCGUCGUCAACGAACUUCGAGAUUCAUGACGACACCAGCAGUAGCAACCGUGAAUACGAGCUUUUCGGUAGUGGCUCGGUCGCGCACCGUGAGCCGCUUCCUUCGCCCACACCGCCAGCACCAUCCAUUCCUCGGAGGACCGGGUCGUUAAGGAAAUCCACACUUCAGCAGCGACAGCAUGACCGAAGCUCGUGGGGCCGCCGUUCGGGCGCGAACCAUCUAGCUCAGAUGAGCGGAGACUUUUCGACACCCAACGCCAAGAACCGUCCUCGCCUAUCGCUCGACCAGUUUCUACCUCCUCAGAUCAAUCGCGACAGCCCAUUCUCGUCUAGCAUUCCUCUCCCUAACCCCUCCGUACACCCGGUCGAUCGCUCGUCCAACCAGCCUCAUCCGCUAUCGAAGACGCUGACCACCUCGUCCAGCGGUCCUCGCCACGGUCGCAGGGGCAGUCUUCUUAGUCUUGAUGGCGAGGAUAAGAAGUUCACCUUUGAGAGCAACCAUGUCAUUCCUUUGGGCGUUGACAUUGACGCCCCUCCGACACCAACGAAGCAGAGCACCACCCCGACUUUCGGCAACCUCUCCGCCAGACGCUUGGGUGCCGAGAGCCCAACCGCCAAUCGAUCCAUCAGCAUUCCCUUUUCUGCCGUCCGACCCGAGAUCUCUCGUGAAUCGACUGCCAGCCCCGUCGAGCAGCAUACUCCCAGGACACCGCAGGCCGCCGUCAUCAUUCCUGAUGCCAGCUGUCUGUCCAUCUCCAACGCACACGAAUCAACACCAUCUCAGGGCGUGCGCCCCCCUGUCACACCUUCUGGACGCGAAUCGUUCCAGUCCGUCGGUACUCAGCUCAUGACGCCCGUUAAUGGCCGUGGCAAUGGCGACAUUGACGAUUCCCUAUACGCGCGCUUUGAUAAGGUCGAGUUGGUGGGCAAGGGCGAGUUCUCUUCUGUCUUCCGUGUCGUCAAGUGCACUUCGGCCCGCGCCUCGUUCCUUUCCAUCUUCAACGGCACCCCUAGCCGCCACUCUCCUGGUAGCCCUGAGCCUGAUCGCAUCUAUGCGGUCAAGAAGGCACGCCGCGCCAUCAUGGGCCCCAAAGACCGUGAGAACAAAAUGAGGGAGGUUCACGCACUUCAAGCUCUGACGCACGCCGAUCACGUCAUACACUAUGUAGACAGCUGGGAGCACGAGCUCCAUCUGUUCAUCCAGACGGAAUUCUGCGACGAGGGAACUCUCGACAAGUUCCUGAGCAAUGUUGGUUGCAAGGGCAGGCUGGACGAUUUCCGCAUCUGGAAGGUCAUUCAUGACAUCAGCCUGGGCUUGCAGAGCAUUCACGACGCUGGCUUCAUCCACUUGGACCUGAAGCCUGCUAACAUCCUCAUAACAUUUGAGGGUAUCCUUAAGAUUGGUGAUUUCGGACUGGCGACCGCAUGGCCUGCUGCAAAGGGCGUUGACGCCGAGGGCGACAGAGAAUACAUCGGUCCCGAGAUCCUGCGUGGCAAAUUUGACAAGCCUGCGGAUAUCUACUCUCUGGGACUUAUUCUUGUCGAGAUGGCUUGCAACGUUGUUCUCCCAGACAACGGUCCUGCAUGGGUCGCGCUGCGUUCUGGUGACUUUUCCGAAGUCCCGAGCCUGACCUUCAGCGCGAGUUCUGCGACGCAAAUCAGAGAUGUGGCUGGCGUUCCGACUGGUCUGUCGCAAGACGACCUGUCGCUGAACCAAAGCAUUGUCUCAGAUAUUGCUGUCAACUUCAACGACUCCUUCAGCAAACCGCCCUUCCACGCAGGCAGUAGCCCUAUCUCUUCGCCUAAGCGGUCGGAGCUGUUGUCUCCUCCAGACUUCAUGUGUGACGCCUUCCACCCAGACUCACUAGACCAGGUCGUCCGAUGGAUGACGAAGCCUGAGCCGAGUGAGCGCCCCACGAUUCAGCAGCUUCUGGGGUCCGCCGGAAUGACUUGGGUCGCCGAUCGCCGACGAUCAGCUGCCACGGUUUUCGAGGGCGUCUGGGGACCUGGCGACAUGGCCACUAUCAGCUCUGAUGAGGAUACAGAGAUGACCGAUGUGUGA
This is a messenger RNA of Verticillium alfalfae VaMs.102, 2916 nucleotides long. RefSeq names its product mitosis inhibitor protein kinase SWE1. The transcript has 4 exons. Bases 1 to 2916 code for a protein of 971 amino acids. Gene Ontology annotation, molecular function: ATP binding; protein kinase activity. Gene Ontology annotation, biological process: protein phosphorylation. Lineage: Eukaryota; Fungi; Ascomycota; Sordariomycetes; Glomerellales; Plectosphaerellaceae. The record is from RefSeq and is a predicted model, not a curated record.